Messenger RNA from Cheilinus undulatus (humphead wrasse), 2480 nucleotides. Its product is annotated as gastrula zinc finger protein XlCGF57.1-like. NCBI's taxonomy places the organism in Eukaryota, Metazoa, Chordata, Actinopteri, Labriformes, Labridae. The record is from RefSeq and is a predicted model, not a curated record. The transcript has 2 exons. Gene Ontology annotation, biological process: regulation of transcription by RNA polymerase II. Gene Ontology annotation, molecular function: RNA polymerase II cis-regulatory region sequence-specific DNA binding; DNA-binding transcription factor activity. Bases 101 to 1483 code for a protein of 460 amino acids.
GUCUCUCCGUCAGAGCUCAGCUAGCAUGUGUGGCUGUGCUAACGUUAGCAGAGUAAUGUUGUAGUUUUCUUUUCCUUCUUGGACUCUUGGAUGUGUGGAAAUGUCCGGGUUUGAGGAGCUCCACCGCCACAGAAAGCUGCUGGAUGUGAUUUUAAUCCCUGAGAUAAAGCUGCACAGAGCAGUGCUUCCUGCAGACACCCAGCAGCUGUUGGUGAUUAAAAAAGAGAGCCCCCAGGAGGACACUGAGCCCCCACUCAUUAAGGAGGAAGAGGAGGAACUGUGGAUCAGUCAAGAGGGAGAGCAGUUUCAAGGAGUGGAGGAGGCUGACACCAAGUUCCUCUUCAGUUCUUCCCCUGUGAAGAGUGAAGAUGAUGAUGAAGAGAAACCUCAGUCCUCACAGCUUCAUGAGAGACAAAAGGAAGAGAUGGAAACAGGAGCAAAUGGAGCAGAACCAGCCAGGAUCUCGGAUCCAGAGAAACAUUUACAACCAGCAACUGAGGCCAAGACUGUAGAGAGUUCUGGAGGAGAGACUGAUGACAGUGAUGAUUGGAGGGAGACCAGAGAACAUCAGUCAGGUUCAAAGUCUGCAACAAACAUUAAAAAUAAGAGACCCAAGAGUAAGAAAUCACACAGCUGUUCUGUGUGUGGUAAAACAUUCAGCAGAGUAAGCAACUUGACACGACACACAAGAAUUCACUCAGGAGAGAAACCUUUCAGCUGCUCUGAGUGCAAUAAAGGUUUCUGUGAUAAAGGAGAACUGAACAGGCACAUGAGGAUUCACACAGGAGAGAAACCCUUCAGUUGCUCUGUUUGCAGCAGAAGAUUUAGACGGAGAACUCAUAUGGUCACUCACAUGUUAACCCAUUCAGAAGUGAAACCCUUCAGCUGCUCUGUUUGCAGCAAAAGAUUUACACAGAAAGCUGGUAUGGACGAUCACAUGAGGAUUCACUCAGGAGAUAAACCCUUCAGCUGUUCUGUUUGCAGCAGGAGAUUUAGACGGAGACCUCAUUUGGUCCGUCACAUGUUAACCCAUUCAGAAGUGAAACCUUUCAGCUGCUCUGUGUGCAACAAAAGAUUUAGACAGAGAAGUACUUUGGUCCGUCACAUGUUAACUCAUUCAGAAGCGAAACCCUUCAGCUGCUUUGUUUGCAGCAAAACAUUUAUACGGAAAACUCAUCUGGAAGCUCACAUGAGGAUUCACUCAGGAGAGAAACCUUUCAGCUGCUCUGUUUGCAGCAAAAGAUUUACGCAGAGAUGUAGUAUGGACGCUCACAUGAAGAUUCACUCAGGAGAAAAACCCUUCAGCUGCUCUGUUUGCAAGAAAAGAUUUAUGCAAAAAAAUUAUAUGAAAGCUCACAUGAGGAUUCACACAGGAGAGAAACUCUUCAGCUGCUCUGUCUGCAUGAAAAGUUUCUCUUGCAAAGGAAAUCUAAACAAACACACGAGGAUUCACACUGGAGACAAAUACCUGAAGUUGCUCUGAGUGCAGUAAAAAUAUUUUUAAGAAAACAUUGUCUGGCAAUAAACAUGAGAACUCACUCAGGAGAGAAGCUCUUCAGCUGCUCUGCGUGUGUUAAAAGAUUCAGAAGUAGUUCAAACUGGAGUGGGCAUGUUAAAACUCACAGAGGUGAGACAACCUACAGCUGCAGUGACUGUAAUCAGACAUUUGCGUUGCAGUUUCAGGUAAAACAUCACAAAUGUGUUGGAGGUCAGGCUCCAGAGAUUCAUCAAAUCCUCAGUGAAGGAAAAAGAGAGACAGAAACAAGAGCAGAUGAGAGGACUGUAGAGAACUAGCAGAACCAGCCAGGAAUUCAGAUCCAGACACACAUUUAAAACCAGUGACAGUGGUUGGGACUGGAGACUCUUCUGGAGCUGAGACUGAUGACAGUGAGGAUAAUUAGGAAAUCAGGUUUGAAGUAAACACAGGAUACUUAUUCCCUACAAAAAAGAUAAGCAGUCAGCAAAGUAUUCUGAUGAACCUAUCAGCUUUGAAACUUUUGAUUUAAAGGAAACACAAAAAACUUGUGCUCUAGUAUAAGUGCUCAGCAAAAGAUGUUCUUAAAGCCAGUUAAAUCCAUACUAUUUGUGUCCAAAAGUCAACCGUGCAGACCGAUGGGCAGGAGGAAGCCAACAUUUAUCAGGGUUGUCAACUGAGCAACCAUGCCAGCAUGGAGAUAUUCUUUAUCUCACCUAACCUACAGAGCUGGGGUGCAGUGCCCUCCAGUCAGAAUUGUUCCUUCUCAUCUAAAUCCAUUGGCUGAUUUAAAUGGCUUCAUCUCCUAAACUCUUUUCCGAAACUCUGCCCUGCACUCCCAGCUCUUUAAGUGUUGAAACUGUUGACCUUGCCACCAACCCCCUACAUCACACUUCUACUAGACAGACGCUAAUUUUCCAGCUUCACUGUUCAGCUUCUACUUUUAUAUCUGCUUUUCUCAGCUAAUCUAGCCUUCCUAGAUUCUGUUAUAUCUUCCCUACAUUCG